Molecule: messenger RNA, 1522 nt
Organism: Toxorhynchites rutilus septentrionalis
Lineage: Eukaryota; Metazoa; Arthropoda; Insecta; Diptera; Culicidae
Product: actin, muscle-type A2-like
Exons: 3
Coding region: 269-1399 (376 amino acids)
Biological process (GO): mitotic cytokinesis
Source: RefSeq, a predicted model, not a curated record
GGUAUGUGAAUUGUGGUAUCGGCUAGGGAUGAUCCUGGUGAGAGACUAGUUCAAGGAAGCCACUAUAAAAGCUUCCGUAGCAAGUUCGAGGAUUUCAGUCAUUGAUAGUUUGUGAAGUGGUGAUUAGUAUUCUAUCUACCGGUGCUAUUGUUGGAGCACAAAACACUCGCUCGCUCGAUCUCUCUCUCACAAACGCGCGCGCCCCCAAACAGUCUUCUUCGCAUCUUACUUCAGUAACCCCCGCUAACCACCCAAAAACAGCCUCAAGAUGUGUGAUGAUGAUGCAGGAGCACUGGUCGUUGACAACGGAUCGGGCAUGUGCAAGGCCGGCUUCGCUGGUGAUGAUGCCCCGCGUGCCGUAUUCCCGUCGAUCGUCGGUCGACCCCGCCACCAGGGUGUGAUGGUCGGUAUGGGUCAAAAGGAUGCUUACGUGGGUGACGAGGCCCAAUCGAAGCGAGGUAUACUGACGCUCAAGUAUCCCAUCGAGCACGGUAUCAUCACAAACUGGGACGACAUGGAGAAGAUCUGGCAUCAUACGUUCUACAAUGAGUUGCGUGUGGCGCCAGAGGAACAUCCGGUGCUGCUGACCGAGGCCCCCCUCAAUCCGAAGUCAAAUCGCGAGAAGAUGACACAGAUCAUGUUCGAAACGUUCGCUGCCCCGGCGGCUUACGUGGCCAUUCAAGCCGUACUGUCACUGUACGCCUCUGGUCGUACCACCGGAAUUGUGCUUGACUCCGGAGAUGGUGUCUCGCAUACCGUUCCGAUUUACGAAGGUUAUGCCCUGCCACACGCCAUUCUUCGUAUGGAUUUGGCCGGUCGUGAUUUGACCGACUAUCUGAUGAAGAUUCUGACGGAGCGCGGCUACUCAUUCACCACCACUGCCGAGCGGGAAAUUGUGCGCGAUAUCAAGGAGAAGCUGUGCUAUGUUGCACUGGACUUUGAGCAGGAAAUGCAAGCCGCUUCGGCUUCAUCCUCAUCGGAGAAGUCUUACGAACUGCCCGAUGGACAGGUCAUUACCAUUGGUAACGAGCGCUUCCGCGCUCCGGAGGCUCUAUUCCAGCCAUCCUUUUUGGGCAUGGAAUCAACCGGUAUCCACGAGACCGUGUACAACUCAAUCAUGCGAUGCGAUGUCGACAUCCGAAAGGAUUUGUACGCUAACAGUGUCCUGUCUGGUGGAACCACCAUGUAUCCAGGUAUCGCCGAUCGCAUGCAGAAGGAAAUCACCUCACUGGCUCCGUCCACCAUCAAGAUCAAGAUCAUCGCACCGCCCGAGCGUAAGUACUCGGUCUGGAUCGGUGGCUCCAUCCUGGCCUCGCUGUCCACCUUCCAAACGAUGUGGAUCUCGAAGCACGAGUACGACGAGGGCGGCCCGGCAAUCGUCCACCGCAAGUGCUUCUAAGCUUCCGAGCCCUGAGCACACCAUCACACUGCCAGACUGUUGUGUCAUCGUGUAUCCAUUUUUAAUUAUCACUUUAUCUCAUGUUCUUUUUUUGGAAAUAUAUUUUGUAUGCAUCUAUCGUUA